CGGUAUUACGAAAACCGUAAUAAAUGAGAUUAAUGGUGAAUUGAAUUGACGAUGAAUUUAAAUAUUAUUUAUUUUUUUACUAGGACAAAUUUUUCGUUACAAUGAAAGCACGCAAAUGAUGAUAAAUUCAAAAGUAAUUUUGAAUUCGAAUCCGUGACGAAACUUACUGGAGCAUUGACAAUAAAUCACGUGCACGCGAUUUAAGUAUCAUAUAUAAAGUAUAAAAGCAAAUGAAAUUUUGAAGACGAACCACAGUGCGUUAUUUAUUUUCGCGAGUUUUUUUUGUUUCUUUUCCAUACAAUGGACAUAAAUUUUAUUUUAUAUUUUUUGGAGAAUGAUCGAUAUCUGUAAAAUUAUUUCUAUUAAAAUCAUAUUUUGGACAAUUGUACUAAUGGAUUAUAGGAUUGAGAAGAUUUUCGGAAAAACGCCACCCAAUUUAUAUUUGUCGGAUUUGUCGAAAAAUACGAGAUUACAUCCAAUUAACACGCCAAUUGUUCCAAAUUGCAAUAAUCCAAAUUUUCUCAAUCAGCCGUAUCUUUGUAAAUUAGUAAAUCGAUUUAAAAAUAUUUCUCCAAUUACAAACAGUCCUAUUUUAUCGUCAGAUUAUUUAAUUAAUAAACCAACAAAUCGACAAGCAAGAAGUUAUUAUGGUUCAUAUGGACAUGGAGCACCUGCAGCUCCAGCUUUUUAUCCUUCAACUUUUUUCAGAACUUUUGAUCCAAUUAGCGUGCUCGCCUCACUUGCAUUCUUAGCUUUUUUAUUGCAAUCAUUUGCUUCAUUAUUCGACAGAUCAAGAUCAAUUAUUCCAACAAUUGUCAGCAGCAGAAGACAAUCAUCAGCAGAAGUUGAUAAGGACGUUGAGGAACGUGUAAUGCGAGCACUUAAUGAAUAUUCAGCAUUGGAAAAUAAUUUACUUGAUGGAAGAGAAGAAACAACAACGAAAAAGCAAUAAAGCAAAUUUUCGAAAUUAUAAUCAAACAACUGAAAAUUAUUUACAUUCUAAGAAAAUUGUAACAUCGAAUUUUAAAUUAUUUUAAAUAUUAUAAUAAUUAUGUUAAUAAUAUGUAAAAUAUAUACUAAAAUGUAUAAUAAUACAAUAGUAUAUAAUGGAAUAAAACAUUAUUGUAAGUAUAAAUAUUUUAUUAAUGUACUAAAAAUAUUAUUACAAAACAUUAAUAUCAAAUUAUUGCUUAUUUUACGCUUAAUAUGAACGCCUAAAAUUAAUUAUCAUGCGAUCGUAAUAUAUAUUUUCUUUUAUUUAUAAGCGUAAUAUUUGCAAUUUAUUAAAUUUUUUUAAAAAAAUACUGGAAUAAAAUUCAAACAACUCAUUAAGUGAGAGUGUCAGUAAAUUGCAGUGAAAAACAUUAAUCACCGGACAUCGAUUUCAAAUCAAUGUAUUUCAACUUACGAUAAAUUAUUAUUAUUUCACAUUUUUUUUUUUUAGAUAUAAAAUAACAAUAAUAAUUAUUAUUUAAAAAUUCAAAGACAAUCAAAUUUUUUCAGUCAAUUCGUGCGUUUCAAUUCAAUUUCUGAAUAAAUAUAUGAUGUUAAGUUGUGAUAUAAAACUAAAAUAAAAAAAAAAAAAACUAGAAAUCGUUACAUAAAAAAUAUAAUAAAAAUUUUUCUAAAUAUUUUUUCUUCGUCAUUAUUUUAGAAAAAUAUUUGUGCUGUCUCUCGUGAUUGCUUUCUAAAAAAAAAAAGUAAAAUAAAACU
Leptopilina boulardi is the source of this 1713-nucleotide messenger RNA. RefSeq lists its product as uncharacterized. The record is from RefSeq and is a predicted model, not a curated record. NCBI's taxonomy places the organism in Eukaryota, Metazoa, Arthropoda, Insecta, Hymenoptera, Figitidae. The transcript has 4 exons. Bases 335 to 952 code for a protein of 205 amino acids.